This is a messenger RNA of Rana temporaria (common frog), 1702 nucleotides long. RefSeq names its product gastrula zinc finger protein XlCGF26.1-like. Gene Ontology annotation, biological process: regulation of transcription by RNA polymerase II. The transcript has a single exon. NCBI's taxonomy places the organism in Eukaryota, Metazoa, Chordata, Amphibia, Anura, Ranidae. Bases 1 to 1455 code for a protein of 484 amino acids. Gene Ontology annotation, molecular function: DNA-binding transcription factor activity; RNA polymerase II cis-regulatory region sequence-specific DNA binding. The record is from RefSeq and is a predicted model, not a curated record.
AUGACAUCAGCUGUCCAUCUAAGAUCAAUGGAUCCUUCUAAUCCUAAAACAUUUUCUAAUAAAUCCCAUACUAUGACUUCAGAUGUCCAUCUAGAUUCUCACAGUACUGACAGAUCAACAGAUCCAAUCAAUCCCAAGAAAUCUUCUAUAAGUCAUGAAGGACGUCACACAGGGGACAGUUCAUUGUCAGGUUCAGCGUGUAGCAAAACUUUCACUGAAAACCAAAACCUUCUUACACACCAGAGAACUCACACAGUUGAACAUUCUUUUUUAUGUUCAGAGUGCGGGAAAUGUUUUACUCGGAUGGGAACACUUUUUGAACACCAAAAAAUUCACACAAAUGAGGGUCCUUUCCCUUGUUCAGAGUGUGGGAAAUGUUUCACUAAAAAAGAAAAGCUUAUUGCACACCAGAAAACUCACACCGGUGAGUAUCCGUUUUCUUGUUCGGAUUGCAAAAAAUGUUUUACACAAAAAAUCUCCCUUCUUAUACACCAGAGAAGUCACACAGGUGAGCGUCCUUUUUCGUGUUCAGAGUGCGGGAAAUGCUUCACUAGCAAGGGAGUCCUUCGUAUACACAGGAGGUGUCACAUGGUAGAACGCCCCUAUUCAUGUUCAGAGUGUGGGAAAUGUUUUACGCUGAAAGGAGACCUUGCUAGACACCAGAGAAUUCACACGGGUGAGCGUCCUUAUUCAUGUUCAGAGUGCGGAAAAUGUUUUUCUCGGAAAGGAGCACUUUUAAAACACCAGAGCAUUCAUACAGGCGAGGGUCCCUUGUCUUGUUUAGAGUGCAGCAAAUCUUUCACUCACAAAGGAAAUCUUCAUAGACACCAGAAAAUUCACACGUGUGAGCGUACUUUCCCCUGUUCAGAAUGCGGCAAAUGUUUCAUUAAAAAAGAAAAGCUGAUAGUACACCAAAGAACUCACACGGGCGAGCGUCCAUUUUCCUGUUCAGAGUGCGGGAAAUGUUUUACACAGAAAAUCUCCCUUCUUAUACACCAGAGAAAUCACACAGGCGAGCGUCCUUUUUCCUGUUCAGAGUGCGAGAAAUGUUUCACUAACAAAGGAGACCUUGUCAGACACGAGAGAAUUCACACGGGCGAGCGUCCCUAUUCGUGUUCAGAGUGCGGGAAAUGUUUCACCGUGAAAGGAGACCUGGUCAGACACCAGAGAAUACACACGGGCGAGCGUCCUUAUUCGUGUUCAGAGUGCGGACUAUGUUUCACUCAGAAAGGAGACCUUGUAAAGCACCUGAGAAUUCACACCGGCGAGCGUCCUUAUUCAUGUUCAAAGUGCGGGAAAUGUUUUGCUGAGAAAGGAGACCUUGUUAGACACCAGAGAAUUCACACGGGCGACCGUCCCUAUUCGUGUUCAGAGUGCGGGAAACGUUUUACGGAAAGAGGAGACCUUGUUAGACACCAGAGAAUUCACACCGGGGAACGUCUCCUUUCAUGUUGAAAGCAACUUCUUACAUGGAUGCCAUGGAGCAUUCUCACCAGUGGUGGACCAUCCAUAAGGGGCGCCCAACCUAAUCCAUGCGCCCGGCCCGUAAUCUCCAUACAGGGCACCGGACGCUUAGAUUUCAAUGUUUUUUUUUUUUUUUGGGAGCACAUGAUUAGAUCCUGAGGCCCUAAUUGGCUUCAAAAAAGGGUGGGCUCGGGGGGCGGAGCAAUGCGCCCUGAACCAACCCAGUUGUGUGACAAUA